AUGGCAAAGGAUUGCACUCGUGGGAGGAACCUGAAUGCAGGUCAGAAUCAACACCAAAGGAGAGUGUUUGCUGUGAACGCCAAUGAUGCUGCCAAAGGGGACCUGUUGAUGAGAAGUAAAUGUUUAUUUGGUGAUAAAAUUUUAGUUGCAUUGUAUGAUACUAGAGAUUCACACUGUUUCAUUACAUUUGAUAAGAAUGAGGAUCUAGAAUUGAAAAUGUCAGAAUUAGCUUUUGAUUUGCAUGUGCAUACCCUGUACCAGACAGUUGUGACUAAAUUGGUUUGUAGGGAAGUAACCUUCAAGAUUGAGGAUAGAGAAUUUGUUCAUGAUUUAAUCUGUUUGCCAAUGAUUGGGUUGGAGAUGAUUUUGGGGUUUGAUUGGUUGUUAAAGAGUCGGGCUUUAUUGGAAUGCUUCAAGCGAUCAAUUUGGUUUUUUCCAGAAGGGGAAGGUGGAGAAAUAGUAGUUAAGGGUUAUUACCUGAACUCUGUGUUGGUGAACUGCAGUGGAGAAGAGUGUCAGGGUUAUAUAUUGUUGGUUGCGAAUACGUUAGGUGAUGAACAGAGGUUAGAUCAAAUUCCAGUAGUUAGGAAGUUUCCAGAAGUGUUCACAAAAGAUAUUAUCGAAUUCCCACCUCAAAAGGGAGAUUGA
Arachis duranensis is the source of this 648-nucleotide messenger RNA. RefSeq lists its product as uncharacterized. NCBI's taxonomy places the organism in Eukaryota, Viridiplantae, Streptophyta, Magnoliopsida, Fabales, Fabaceae. The transcript has a single exon. The record is from RefSeq and is a predicted model, not a curated record. The coding region runs from base 1 to 648 and encodes 215 amino acids.